This is a messenger RNA of Drepanopeziza brunnea f. sp. 'multigermtubi' MB_m1, 753 nucleotides long. The record is from RefSeq and is a predicted model, not a curated record. Lineage: Eukaryota; Fungi; Ascomycota; Leotiomycetes; Helotiales; Drepanopezizaceae.
AUGCUCACAAGCACCGGCAUCAUAGUCAUAACAGGAGAAGAUACUUAUGCACAUACGCCCAAAUCGAAAGCAACACCUUCACAAGAUCUCACCUGGCUUGAGUACUUGAAAACCCACACCCCAGAAGAGCUGAUCGACCUCCGCAAAACCGCCUACACUUACGCUUACGGCCAAGAAGGCCAGACCUUCUACGAAAUCCUGCAUGCCGACGCCGCCCGCUUCACCGUGUUCAACAAGGCCAUGAUGCAGCAAGAAGCUUCUCUACCCACGCUCGGCAUGUUCCCCUUCUCCUCGCUCCAGCCCGCCGUCGACGCCGAGCCCGACCGCUUGGCGGCGGGCGCGGACCGAAGAGAGACCGGGGACAGCUUUGGCACGGGGAGCAGGCUGGUGCUCCAGGAUCGGUCGUUCGCGUUGGACUCGGUACCCCAGGAGCUGCUGAAGGGGAUCGAGAAGUGCCCGUAUGAUUUCUGUACGGAGCAGCCUGUGAAGAAAUAUAACAUCUUCUUCCUCCGCCGCAUAACCCACAAUUACCAGAACGGCGGCUGCACCACCAUCCUCACGAACAUCGCCGCAGCCAUGGGUCCCACCUCCCGCCUCCUCAUCACCGAAGCCGCAAUCCCCGCCCGCGCCACCCCCGGCGAAGACCUGGCCCCUUACUGCAUGGACAUGCUCAUGAUCUCCAUCGGCGGCAAAGAGCGCGCAGCGAGAGGGAAUUUGCCGCCCUGCUCGCCGGCGCGGGCCUGCAUCUCGUGA